AUGAGUUCUUCAUCAAGCUCUCGCGAACCUUCACCAUCUAUGAAACAAACUUUACCAAACGAUUAUGGCGCACCUAUUGAAUAUUUCUUACGAGCUGCACAAUGGCAAAGAGCAGUCUCACCAAGGUUAGGUGUUCCACCAGCUCCUGUCAAAAAUAGCAUUUGGUCAAGUCCUUAUAUAAAAUAUGGUCUCCCACUAGGUUUGCUAGCUACAGCAGGAGCAGUUAUGAUGUUGAAAAGAAAUAAAGCAAAUGUUGUAAAUAAUACUGAAGUAGCUGAAGUUAAACAAACUCCAACACCUUCGCCAAAACCAACGUCAAAACCAACGCCUUCACAAACAAAACCUUCAAUGACUCCUGAACCUAUGGAAGUACAAACUCCUGUUCAAAAGUCAACUCCUAAACCGACUCCAACAUUUAAACCAGAACCUACUCCUCAAAUAAAUCGUAAAACUCCUGCGUUUCCUUACUGA
This is a messenger RNA of Trichomonas vaginalis G3, 471 nucleotides long. RefSeq names its product repellent protein 1 family. Lineage: Eukaryota; Parabasalia; Trichomonadida; Trichomonadidae. The record is from RefSeq and is a predicted model, not a curated record. The coding region runs from base 1 to 471 and encodes 156 amino acids. The transcript has a single exon.